Messenger RNA from Orbicella faveolata, 1246 nucleotides. RefSeq names its product rho GTPase-activating protein 15-like. The record is from RefSeq and is a predicted model, not a curated record. Lineage: Eukaryota; Metazoa; Cnidaria; Anthozoa; Scleractinia; Merulinidae. Gene Ontology annotation, molecular function: protein binding; phospholipid binding. Gene Ontology annotation, biological process: regulation of GTPase activity; signal transduction. Gene Ontology annotation, cellular component: cytoplasm.
AUAAGCUUUUUUCGGACGGAUGUGUGCAUCGCGGUUUCUAUUGCUGUAAAUGCGGAAAUUUCCACAGUGUCAGGUCCUCGAUUGUGCAAAGCUCCAACCGAAACCAAUGUAUGUGGUUUUUGACGUAAAACGUGAUUGUUUUGCGUGGUAAUAUUGUUCUUGGACGUUUGAGAACAUGGGCCUAUUUCCUUGGAUGUCGUCUCUGGUUUAAGGUGCUUGAAUGACUAUUUUAUGGUUUUGUGGAAAGCAAGCGUAGUAAACUUCAGCUAAUUCAUUCAUCGAAAGGUCUCUAAACACUACUGGAAGAAUUGCGUGAAAGCGCUGCUGUCAACAUGGCGCUACCAUCUUCAAUAACAUAGGAGAAGUCCUUAACUUUUCAGGGUCUUGUAAGCUUAUAGUUGUCGAAAACCAGCGAAUGAGUUUACGUUGAGGAGGAAAGCAUUUCUACAAAGGCCUCACCAUGGCUAAUGGGACAGUUGAAGCUCUAUAUCCCUAUUCUUACGAAGCUGGAGACGGACGAACCAUUACGUUUUCUACUGGAGACCGUUUCACGUUACUAAACAAGACAAACGGUGAUUGGUGGCAGGUUAGGAAGGGUUCAGAGAAGCCCAUGUACGUUCCAGCGUCGUACAUGAGGGAAAUUGUCGAGAGAAACACUACCCCAAUUUACGAAAAUGUCGAAAAUUUUGAAACCCACCGCCCGUGCAAUGGUGAAUCCGUGAUUAUGGAGGAAAAUGGCUCGGAGAGCCGCGAGGAGGAAAACAGUUCGAACGAAGAGAAUUCGAUACCAAAUGGUGACAAUCACUUCGAUCAUCAAAAUAACGAAGGAGUUGAAAAUCUAGAGGGAAGCUCACCCAGGAAUUCAACUGAAUCUCCUCGUUUUAGAAGUGCCUCAUCCAGUGUCAAGUCGCUGGCGAAGUCACUGGAAUUGUCCGGUGCCCGUCCAGGAGGAAGUUUUUCAUUGCCAAGACCUGAGCGACCUAAAUCACAGUCGCUUCCAGUUGGUUGGGUUUUGAUGCAUGACGAAGCAAGUGGUCGCCCAUGCUAUGUCAACACCAAGACUAGUGAGACAAGCUGGAAACCCCCCAGGGUAUCACGGUCGAGGACUCCUCCCUCAAGCCCUGGGUGGCAGACACCUCCCUUGGGAUGGCGCAUCUCACGCAGCAGUUCAACUGAUGAGCUUGUUUAUGUAAAUGAAUAUAAUGAGGAAGAAGUGAGUAUGCUUUUGAUUUCCGAAGAUUACUGA